CGCUCCUGACUGAGCUCUUUACUAAACGGAUAUUUAACCACCGGUAAAACGGGACACCACCCCAUCCAACCUGCGGCUAUGUGUAAAGGACUAGCAUCACUGCCUACCUGCUGCUUGGAAAGAGCCAAGGAGCUGAAAGCAAGGCUGGGAAGCAUUUUGCAAAAAGCCAACUGGAAUCUUUCCAGCUGCAAAAUAGGGCAAAAUAAGCCAACCCUGGAGGAAUGCCUCAGGUGGAAACAGUCCUUUGAAAAACUUCUGUCCAGCAAAUAUGGACUGUGUGCCUUCUCAGCUUUCCUGGUAUCCGAGUUCAGCGAGGAGAACAUUGCGUUCUACUUUGCCUGCGAGGAUUACAGGAGUACGAAGUCAACUGGCAAACUAUCAGCCAAAGCCCACAAGAUAUAUGAUGAAUUCAUUGGCAGUGAUGCACCCCGAGAGAUUAACAUCGACCAUGAAACUCGUGACAUCACCAGAGCUAACAUGCUGGAGCUGUCAUCUUCUUGCUUCGACUUGGCCCAGCACAAGAUCUACAUGCUCAUGGCCAAAGACUGCUACCCUCGCUUCCUCCGCUCUCCAGCCUACAGGGAUCUAGUGUGCCAAGCCAAACCGAGUGCCAAGGCCACCAAGCAGCAGGAGAAGAAGGCGUGAAAUCUCUCGGCAGGCCGAUGGAGAAUUGUUAGUGGUCACCUUUAAGGGUUGAGAAGGCAAAGAGAGGCAUGGCGUUAGGUGCUGCAUCAUGAAGCUGGACGCAGUUGCAGACACGGAGAUCGUCAUGAAAGCGGCGGCGGAUGGGCGUAUUCUGCAGACGCCGUCUGUCUGAAGAUGAAGGAAACUGGAGAAAGGUUGAUGCCUUAAGUGGACUGUGUGAAUACAGAUGAAGUUUGGCUGCAAAGUCAAGUGAAAGAAAGACGACACUGGCGUGACAAUCAAACAGAAACAGCGCCUUUAACUUUUGUGGUUGUGACGUGUCAUGUCCCUUUUACACUGUUUGUGAACAGGCAUGCAGGAUAUUUCAUGAUUUUGUAUUUAUUUGUAUUUAUUUGCCUGCAAUAUAUUUGUUGCUUUUUUUUACCAAACAAACAUGAAAAAUGUGCAAUUUAAUUUAUAAUAUUGUAAUAUUUAUACCACUGUUGUGCUUCUUGGUUCUUUGAUUUUUUUUUUUUUUGUUUUUUACAUACCAGCAUCUAAACUAAAUUAUUUGAAAAAUAAAGU
This is a messenger RNA of Larimichthys crocea (large yellow croaker), 1209 nucleotides long. RefSeq names its product regulator of G-protein signaling 5. Bases 79 to 645 code for a protein of 188 amino acids. NCBI's taxonomy places the organism in Eukaryota, Metazoa, Chordata, Actinopteri, Sciaenidae. The transcript has 5 exons. The record is from RefSeq and is a predicted model, not a curated record.